Molecule: messenger RNA, 4932 nt
Organism: Melospiza melodia melodia
Lineage: Eukaryota; Metazoa; Chordata; Aves; Passeriformes; Passerellidae
Gene: OTUD4
Product: OTU deubiquitinase 4
Exons: 21
Coding region: 55-3522 (1155 amino acids)
Biological process (GO): negative regulation of toll-like receptor signaling pathway; regulation of protein K48-linked deubiquitination; protein deubiquitination
Molecular function (GO): cysteine-type deubiquitinase activity; K63-linked deubiquitinase activity
Source: RefSeq, a predicted model, not a curated record
GGCCGCUCCUCGCCAUGUGGGACUAGGAGGGGUGCGGCGGUCUCCUCGGUGAACAUGGAUGCGGCGGGCAGGGCCGGCGGAGGGGAGCAGAGCCAGCCCGGCAGCGGCAGGGACGCCUCCGGGGACUCGUCCAUGGACCGCUACCUGCGAUCUCAGGGCUUGUACAGGAAGAAGGUGGCCAAGGAUGGCUCCUGCCUUUUCAGGGCUGUGGCCGAACAGGUGUUGCACUCUCAGUCUCGGCACAUUGAUGUUAGGAUGGCUUGUGUAGACUAUCUUCGGAAGAAUAGGGAGAAAUUUGAAGCAUUCAUAGAGGGGCCAUUUGAAGAUUAUUUAAAAAGUUUGGAAAAUCCGCAGGAAUGGGUUGGACAAGUAGAAAUAAGUGCCCUUUCUCUUAUGUACAAGAAAGAUUUCAUAAUAUACCAGGAGCCAAAUGCUUCUCCUUCACGUGUAACUGAAAAUGGCUUUUCUGAUAAGGUAUUGCUGUGCUUCUCAAAUGGAAACCACUAUGAUAUUGUGUAUCCCAUAGAGUAUGCAGAGAAGGCUGCUCUGUGCCAGUCUCUCCUGUAUGAGUUGCUCUAUGAGAAAGUGUUUGAUGUGGAUGUAAAGAAAAUCAUGGCAGAACUUAGUGCUGUUGGUGUGGCAGAGGAAAGUAAUGGGAGCAGUGAGGUGUCUGCUUCGGAUUCGGAGGAUGACAGCUACAGAAGUAAAGCUACAACAGUUAGUGAUAUGAAUGGCAUGAAGUCUCUUUCUGGCAACAAGCACCUUGAGAGCAAUGGGAGUCCCACCUCGCUGGUGUUGCCUAAAAAGGUUCUGAAAUCACUUGAUCCCUUGGUUUACAGAAACAUUGAAUACGAUGUUUGGCUCCGAUCCAGAUGGGAUCAGCAAAAACAAGAUUUUUCUAUUGCUGCUGGCAUGCAAUACUCCAUUGGAGAUAAAUGUAAAGUGCGCUUAGACCAUAAUGGGAAAUUUUAUAAUGCCCAUAUUCAAGAAGUUUGUUCAGAGAAUGGGCCAGUUGUUGUAUUUGUAGAAGAGCUUGGAGCAAAGCAUGCUGUCUCACUGAAGAGCCUUAAACCUCUUCCACAGACCUCUCCUAUGGAGGGCUGGAACACUGUGCCAGGGAAGAAGAUAAAAAAGUUUUACCCAACAUGGGGGCAGAAUGCUCAGCCUGAUGCAGAGUGCAGAGGGCCAAAGAAUCAGAGCAAGUCAAUCAAACCCCAGUCAGCACUACCUCCUCGACUUCAGCAUACUGUGGGAACCAGGCAGCACCAGUUCUUGUGUUCUGGGCCCCAACCUCAUCAGACCUCAACUGAGCAGAAAGCUCCGGGCAGGACUCCUUCCCAGUCUGCAAGGAAGGCGGAGCGCGAGCGCGGCGAGGAGCUGAGCCACCACGGCAGCAGGGACUGUCACUACUUUGGGCUGUCCCCCGAGGAGCGCAGGGAGAAGCAGGCCAUAGAGGAGUCCCGCUCCCUCUACGAGAUCCAGCAGAGGGAUGAACAAGCUUUUCCUGCUCUUUGCAAUAACCAGUUAGUCUGUCAGGCUGCUACACAAACUGUGGAUAAUGUAAACCAGAAAAAGUUCUCCAAUAGUGAAAGAAGAAACAGCAAGUGGACAGCAGAGGUGGAAGAACAGAAGGAGAAAGAGUCAAAUUCCAGGCAGAUCCACUUAAGUCAGAAGCUUGAGCCAAAUUCAUCUGAGAAGAAUAGUCAAGAUGAGAGUUAUCCAAAAGCUUCAUCUCCUUUGGAACAAGUAAAAACAGAUUCUCCGAUUCUUGCUGAGCAAGUAAGAAAUGUUUGUUUGAUUUCAAAGUUUUCCAGUCAGGAGACUUCAGACAAAGGGGAGCUCCAUCACAGCCACAACCUGACCGAGUGCUUGCCCAGCGUCACUCCGACACCCUCUCCAGUCUUCUCUGAGGUGCAUUUACCUCCAGCAGUGCCUUCUGUACCAGCCAUUGUGCCAGCUUGGCCAAGUGAGCCAGCAACAUAUGGACCAGCAGGUAUUCCAACUCAAAUACCUGCUUCUUCACUGAUGCCAGGACCAGCCACGGGACCUGACUCUAUUGUAUCACAGGCUCAGGUAACAUCUGCUUCAGGUGCUGGAGUUCCUGUGUGGCUACAAGCAGUUAACCAGCCUUUAAUGCCUUUGCCUCAGACUCUGAAUCCCUACCAGGAUCCGCUCUACCCAGGAUUCCCUUUUAAUGAAAAGGGAGAAAGAGCCGUUGCACCUCCUUACUCCCUGUGCAGUACUGGGGAUGACUUACCUAAAGAUAAGAAUAUUCUUCGAUUUUUCUUCAAUCUUGGUGUGAAGGCAUACAGUUGUCCCAUGUGGGCACCCCAUUCUUACCUGUACCCCCUGCACCAGGCCUAUUUAGCUGCUUGUAGAAUGUACCCAAACGUGUCCCUUCCUGUGUAUCCGCACAACCCCUGGUUCCAGGAGGCUGCUCCAGCUCAGAACGAAAACGACACUGCACGACCAAACAGGCACUUUGCUGUCCAGACCGAGGCCAGGUCCAAUGGUCAGAUUCCACAGGUUGACAGAUCUCCAUCACUGCCUCUGAUCAUACCUUCAGCUCAGGUGACGGAAAGUCAAGGACAGGUCUGUGUCGAACCGGAGAAUCCAGCGCAGGCUCUUCAUGCCAACUAUGAGGAGUCCCUGAGAGGGAAAAAUAUGUUCCCGCAGCCUCCCUUUGGACACAAUCACUUCCUAGGAGCUGUUCCAAUAGCACCUCCUUUCUUUCCUCACUUCUGGUAUGGGUACCCAGUUCAGGGUUUCAUUGAGAAUUCAGUAGCGAGACCUAACGUUGUCUUGUCUCCUGAGGACAAAGAGGCAGCAGCUGGCACGUCUGCCAGCAUGUACGUGGGCAAAGAGUGCAGCCCUCCAGUUCCUGGAGUGAACUGUGCAGAGCAGCUCCAGAAGACCAACAGUGGCUCCAAUACCGUCCCAUUCCCAGUGGCUGCUGCAGGGAGCCCAAAAGACACUUCAGCCAGGGCACCUCAGCUGGAGCAAACCAGUCCUGCUGCUCCUAAGCAGAAAGCAGCCGGGCAGCAGCAUCGCCCUCCGCAGACGCAGGGCCCAGAGAGGCCGACGGCAGGGCCCAGCACGCAGGCACUGCUGGCAGAACCUCCCAAAAACGAACUGAAAGCCAGCACUCCCGGCCGGAAGGAGAGGCCUGCUAAAGGGAGAGAGUCCAAGGGCGCUGGGAACGCGCAGCCGGACAGCAGGGCCCAGAGAACGAGGGAGGAGAGCUCUGAGGACGACACGGAGGUUUCCGACAUGCUGAGGAGCGGCAGGUCCAAGCAGUUCUAUAACCAGACUUACGGAGGAGGCAGAAGGCCCAGACCUGACAGGGGUUAUUCCAGCAGGGGAGGAUACCAGUUCCAAAGAAAUGAGGAGGCCUGGAAAGGACCACCCAGCAGAAGCAGAGAUGACGGCUACCAGUAUCAGAGAAACUUUAGAGGGCAGCCAUAUAGGAAUGACAGGAGAAGGGCAGCACUGGGAGAUAAUCAGAGGGGGCAGCAAGCAUAAAAUGAGUGGAUAAUUGGAAAAUUUAAGCAAAAAGUAAUUUGAAGUAGCAGUUUAAAAUCCUAAUUUCUUUUUAGUGAAGUUCAAUGAUGUUUAAUUUUGGGCUAAUUUUUGGCAAGUAAAGACUUAGGAGGAUGUCAAGUCCUACCAUAGGGUUCUUGGGGGGGGCGAUUCUAGAAUUUGUUUGGCUUAGCAGUUUUUCUUCAAUGUCAAAUUAGGAAAAAAAAUAGGUUUAGUGUUUGAUAAUUUUUUUCCUCACAAAGGUUUCCGUUUGUGAUAGAAAAUGGGUAUGUGCGUUUACUAGAGUGACAAAUGACAGCAUUUGAUGUGAUCUAGAUCCUAAAAUUGACAGUAACAUUGCACCAAAUAUAAAUGUAUAUUUUAUCAUACAAUGCCUUAGUUCUGAACUGAGCUAAAGGAAUUCUCAGCCUACUGCACUGUUGUCUCUGAUAUGCUUCCAACCCAAAGGCCUUUCAUCUCAAAAAGAAAAAAGUAUCUGUCAAACUUGAAUGUUUCUCUUGUGUUACACGUAUGGCAGCCAGCUAACCCUGUGUCUUAGGUAUGUUGUAUAUAGUUCUUUUCAUAAUCAUAGGGUAUAUUUUUGAAUUUUAAAAAGCAUUUAUUUGUUGAAAUCAAAAUCAAGACAAGCGGUCAAGAAUACCUGUGUAUGAACUGAUAAGAAUGGCUGUUUCCACCAUGAAUUCUUCUUAAUGCUGGUGUGACUAGAAUGGUGCCUAUGCCAACUGAAUAAUUACAAAGACAAUAAAAAUGUAGAUGCUAUGCAUUUCCAAAAUAAUUCUGCAUCUGUUAUAAUAGCAGAAGUUUUUUUAAUGCCACUUUAACACUAAUGCACUGACAAAUCCUAGAUAUUUUGUGAGGAGAUGCAUAAAGUACAUGUUACAUUUUUUUAAGUUUGUACGAUUGAGCUACUGUUCAGUAUUCUUUUGUUGUUGCACUGUUGAUGUUUUGCAUGUACAACUCCUUGCUGGAACUACUUUUAAAAGCAAGAAUGGAGAGUCUCAGUGUGCUCUGCUCUUCCCUACAAUUCAGAAGAAAGUGGCUUCUGCCUUAUAUUUUUACACUGUGUCAGAGUUCUGAUGCUGUUUCUUCUGAGCCCAGUUACGAUCUCCGCAGUGUUCCUGUUGCCUUUGCAGCCUGGAUGUUCAGCUGUCCAGGCUCGGAGAGUGCAGUGUGCACAGUAUUCACUCAGCUCUGUUGCUCUGUAAAAUUGAACUGUUGUGUAUAUUUUUAUAUCUCUGUAUACAGUAGUGUAGGUGACGGUACCCAUUCAUUGUGUCUGAGAUUGUACACCCUUGGUGCAGAUACCAGAGUGAUAGUUACAUGAUAAAGAGUUUGUUUUCAGAUGCAUGCUAUGUAUAAAACCCUAAUUAAAAUAAAUGUUUUGUCUUUUCA